UGUUUCAGAAGAAUGAAAGACGCACAAGCACUGUAUUUGAUAUUUCUUAUUACAAAGUAUUUAAAAAGUAUUUACUAUUCUUGGGACAGUUUCCAAAUCAAUCGCGAUGGAGCAGCAAAUUUAAUGUAACCGUGAUGACAGGCAGUCUAUUGACAUUCUAUUUUCCAGCGUUUGCACAAAUUUUUACGUCAUUAUACGAAAAUGAUUUGGGAGGGAUGUUGGAAGGCAUGCCUGUAGUGGCUUCGGUAUCAGCUGUUUUAAUAAAAUUGCUAAAUCAUGAAAUUUACAAGAAAAAUUUUGAAAAAAUGUUCGAUGUUAUAAAGAAAGACUGGAAAUUGUUAAACGAUAAGAGUCAAACACAUAUUCUUGAGGAAAUUACUAAGCAAGGAAAUAAGAUUGGUGAAAUAUAUAGAACUUUUGUAUUGUCGUGUAUGUCAGGAUUUAUAGUCAUUCCGUUAUACCCUGCAUUCUUAGAUAUCAUCAUACCGCUCAAUGAAACUCGCCAAAGACAUCAAAUGUUCAGACUGACGUACUUUCUAGAUGAAAAUCGGUACUUUUAUCCUAUAUAUUUUCAUUCACUUUGGUGUUCAUUCGUAACAGUGAUGAUUGCAGUCACUAUCGAUUCAUUGUAUAUACAGAUCGUUCAUCACGAUUGUGCCAUAUUUGCUAUAUGUGGGCAGAACAUUAUAACAGCAACAGGAUCUACUGGUGUUCGUAUAAAUGAAACUUACACUGAACGGUUUAGACAAUGCUUGACCAUGCAUAAGAAUGCCCUACAAUUAUUCGAGAUGUUAGAUGACAGCAGCCGCAGGAGUUUCUUUUUCCAAAUUUUGCUAACUAUGGUCGGCAUGACCAUAACAGCCGUACAAGCAGUAAUAAAUCUGCAUCGACCCGAGGAAGCUCUCAGAAUUGGACUGUUUCUUGUGGGCCAACAAUUCCAUUUGCUUAUUAUUACCCUACCUGGUCAAGUAAUCACGGAUCAUAGUUUCGAGUUGACUAAUGAUAUAUACCGCUCAAUGUGGUACAACAUGCCAAUAAAUGUUCAAAAAGUACUUCACAUGAUGCAAAUGAGAUCUAGUAAACCAUGUAAGUUGACAGCAGGAGGGAUAUACGAAAUGAACAUAGAGAAUUUUGGAAUAACAUUUAAGACAUGCGUAUCAUACUUCAUGGUGCUCCUAUCAUUGAAAGACUAAUUCGUUCUCGGAAGAAGUUCAUCCUGCCAAUCCUGCUUUUGAUGUAAAAGAAUACCGAACAAUGAUCAACUAUUGAUACGAAUAUGGCAAUGUGUAUCUACAUAGUAGCUAGUUAGAUAUGUAUAAUAAAAAGGUGUAAAUCAAUGUAUGGUACAAUAAAUAAACGUACUCAUAAGCAAGGCGUUUAUUUCGGUAUUACUGUUUAAGCAUGAAAACAAUAUUGUCUUGUCUUUUUACUUUGUUCUUUCAUUAAUUUCAAUAAAAUAGCACAAAACGCUAAUACUAUUUUCUAAGUAAAAUACAUAACGAUACUUGUAUUAUGAUCUCAUGUUUGUCAGUUUUUAUAAUUUCAAAUUCAAUGCUCAUAAGCCCAAAAUAAAUUGGGGAAACGAAACUUAGCAAGAUCAUUUUUUGUGAAGAAACAAACAUUUUAAACUUGUGAA
This is a messenger RNA of Bombus huntii, 1636 nucleotides long. RefSeq names its product odorant receptor 9a-like. The record is from RefSeq and is a predicted model, not a curated record. Gene Ontology annotation, cellular component: plasma membrane. Gene Ontology annotation, molecular function: odorant binding; olfactory receptor activity. Gene Ontology annotation, biological process: sensory perception of smell; detection of chemical stimulus involved in sensory perception of smell. The transcript is spliced from 9 exons. The coding region runs from base 135 to 1193 and encodes 352 amino acids. NCBI's taxonomy places the organism in Eukaryota, Metazoa, Arthropoda, Insecta, Hymenoptera, Apidae.